CCACCCGGAAGACGCCGCCGCAGUUGGUCCGAGGCGCCCGCCGCCAUCGAGCGACAAGAUCCACUGACAGAAUGGGGUUCCCAUGUGACCAGUGUGGUAAGGUGUGGCAAAAUCCUUCUGGACUGAAAAGACACUACAGAACUCACACAGGAGAAAGACCAUACAGCUGUGACCGGUGUGGGAAGGGCUUUACAGACAUCAGUGUCCUGCGUCAACAUAUGAAAACUCACACAGGAGAAAAAACAUUUGAAUGUGACCAGUGUGGGAAGGCGUUUGUACAGUCUGGUAAUCUCAGUCGACAUAUGAGAAUCCACACAGGGGAAAAACCAUACAGAUGUGAUGUUUGUGAAAAGACAUUUUCACAAUCAAGCAGCCUUGUAUCACAUAUGAAAGUCCACACUGGAGAAAGGCCUUACAAGUGUGACCAGUGUGGGAAGGCGUUUCUACGAUCUAGUGCCCUUGUUCAACAUAUGACAAUCCACACUGGAGAGAAGCCAUAUAAAUGUGACCAGUGUGGGAAAGCUUUUCCUGCAUCAUUCAGACUCAAUAGACACAUGAGAACUCACUCCUGGGACAUAGUAUAUGAGUGUGACCAGUGUGAAAAGGCUUUUAAAACAUCCCAGCAACUCUCCAGUCACUACAGAACACACACAGGAGAUGAACCAGACGAAUGUGACCAGUGUGGAAAGGUGUGGCCAACUGCUUUCAGACUGAAAAGACACUAUAGAAUCCACAUGGGAGAAAGACCAUACAGGUGUGACCAGUGUGGGAUGGAAUUUACACAGACCCGUUACCUCAAACAACAUAUGAGAACUCACACAGGAGAGAAACCAUUUGAAUGUGACCAGUGUGGAAAAGCGUUUCCACUAUCUAAUAGUCUCCGUCAACAUAUGAGAACCCACACAGGGGAAAAACCGUAUAGAUGUGAUUUGUGUUGGAAAGAAUUUAGACAUUCCAGUGUCCUCCAUCGACAUAAGAGAACUCACACAGGAGAAAAACCAUACAGCUGUGAUGUUUGUGGGAAGGAAUUUACACAGUCUGGUACCCUCCAUCAACAUAUGAGAACUCACACAGGAGAGAAACCAUACAGCUGUGAACAGUGUGGAAAGGAAUAUACACACCCCUCUGUCCUCCGUCAACAUAUGAGAAUUCACACUGGGGAAAAACCAUACAAAUGUGAUGUUUGUGAAAAGACAUUUUCACAGUCAAGUACCCUUAUAUCACAUAUGAGAACUCACACAGGAGAGAAACCAUUUGAAUGUGACCAGUGUGGGAAGACAUUUAUACAAUCUAGUCAUUUCCAUAAACAUAUGAGAACCCACACUGGGGAAAAACCGUACAGAUGUGAUGUUUGUGAAAAGACAUUUUCAGAUUCAAGCCACCUCAUACCACAUAUGAGAGUCCACACUGGAGAGAGGCCAUACGAGUGUGACCAUUGUGGGCAAAGGUUCUCUGUAUCAACCAAUCUCAAAGCACACAUGAGAACUCACUCCUGGGACAUAGUAUAUGAGUGUGACCAGUGUGAAAAGGCUUUUAAAACAUCCCAGCAACUCACCAGUCACUACAAAAAGCACACAGGAGACGAACCAGACGAUUGAAGAAAAAGGGGAUGGCUUUCAGUUCUGUGAGGAACAUGUCUAAAUCUUCCAGACUGAAGAGAAAAUUUGCAGCUGUGACCAGUGUGGAAGGACUUUGAGAAAACCUGCUCAUCUGAAGCUGCACCCUCUUGAACACACUAAAGGAGAAAAAGCUGCUGAGGCUGGAUCAAUUGAGCUUAAAGUCAGACUCAAAAAGUUGGAAAUCGGGCUUCAGAGACUCCAGACUGUGGAGUUGAGCUCUGUGUAGUGUCAAAAAAUAAAAGCUUAAAAUGACA
Boleophthalmus pectinirostris (great blue-spotted mudskipper) is the source of this 1873-nucleotide messenger RNA. Its product is annotated as zinc finger protein 135-like. The coding region runs from base 72 to 1598 and encodes 508 amino acids. Gene Ontology annotation, biological process: regulation of transcription by RNA polymerase II. The record is from RefSeq and is a predicted model, not a curated record. Lineage: Eukaryota; Metazoa; Chordata; Actinopteri; Gobiiformes; Gobiidae. The transcript has 3 exons. Gene Ontology annotation, molecular function: DNA-binding transcription factor activity, RNA polymerase II-specific; RNA polymerase II cis-regulatory region sequence-specific DNA binding.